AUGACGACCAUCCAAAGGGACUUCUACGACAGCUGCACCAUCGAGGUGGUCAUGCCUAUCACUAUCGAAUCUGAGUCCCGAAGUCCCUACCAAGCACCAAGGACUUCACUCACAAUAGGAUCGAGCAGGCUAUUCGCAAUGGCGAAUAGCCCACAGGCUUCUGCGCUGCGACACUUCAAGCAGCUACCCGACUACGUGCGGAAAGCCUCUCGUGUGGGCGUACAGCUCGUAGCUAUUCACGACAGGGCGUUCGACAACCCGCAGCCUGCUCAUUUCGAUCACUUCGCCAUGCUCUUCUACGCCCUUAUUACUCUCCUGGCCACUGGAAACGUUCAGGCACUAAACGUGCAGCUCCACCUGAAAAUUGCCGACCGACUUCUCCAUGUUGUCUCAGUUGAAACCUUCUCAGCUGACACCGCGAAGACACUGUUAUACCCCAUAUCACUUCUGCCGUCGAAGAUAGAGGUCAACGUGCUUAGUGUGGACCUGAGCGUCCAGCACGAUCUCAACAUGGUCAGACAGCACCACGACAAAGUGCGUCUCGACCUCGUGGAAUGGGUUGACUACGUCGACGAUAUAAAUGCGCUCGUCAAGCGCACAGGAGUCGCCCCGAACGGCAUACGAUGCCUUGUCGAAACUAUCUCGGAUACUGAAAGUGGCGCAAUUGCAGACGUCAAGAAGCCGCUAAACUACGCUCAUUUUGCCGCCGGCAUGAAGUUGGUACGGCUUCACUUGCAGCAGCCUCAGGUCCGUCGGCUGGUAGAGAAGGCUAGGGAGAUCGAGGCACAAGAUGGCAUUCCAGAUGAUACGGGAUGA
Fulvia fulva is the source of this 816-nucleotide messenger RNA. RefSeq lists its product as uncharacterized. The record is from RefSeq and is a predicted model, not a curated record. The coding region runs from base 1 to 816 and encodes 271 amino acids. The transcript is spliced from 3 exons. Lineage: Eukaryota; Fungi; Ascomycota; Dothideomycetes; Mycosphaerellales; Mycosphaerellaceae.